Molecule: messenger RNA, 1977 nt
Organism: Radiomyces spectabilis
Lineage: Eukaryota; Fungi; Mucoromycota; Mucoromycetes; Mucorales; Radiomycetaceae
Product: CRAL-TRIO domain-containing protein
Exons: 4
Coding region: 147-1847 (566 amino acids)
Source: RefSeq, a predicted model, not a curated record
GGGAAAUACAAAAAUGUGCUUUUUUUCAUUCAAUUUCCGGCGGCCGAAGACAAAUAAAAAAAUAAUUACCCAUUAUCGCUUCAAGCGACUAGAGUAUCCGCAAAACAGAAGCAUAUAGAAAAGAAAAAAAGACUCAAAAAACAGCCAUGCUAGCUAUAUCGCGAGAACUUGCCUUAUCGCUAAAUUUUGAAUACCACGAGCAUGCUGACACCUUGACCAACCUCGAGAAAAGGUUGACUUGUCAUCUCGAUACCAUGGAAAUGUCACCGGUCGAUCUACUCGAUGCCAAGGAAUAUGUAAAAGAUAGAGUAACCUUGUUCAGGUUUUUACGGGAUGCGGAUUUCGUUGAAGAGUAUGCUUUCAAACGUUUGGUGGACACAAUACAAUGGCGAGCAGAAAUCGGAAUCAGUCAGCUUACGUGGGAAAUGGUGGCGCCCGAGUUUUUCGAAAAUGGAUUCGCCUUUUUCCACAAACAAGAUCUUCUCGGUCGACCGAUUGCUCUGAUUCGUAUGCGUCAUUUUCCGAAAUUUCGGGAUACUACCAAAUCGUUGUCGGAUUACAUACCACCCUUCGCCUGUCUCGUAAUGGAAAUCGCUCGAAAGUUGACAUGGGAUAUCACGCAGGAAAGACAGCAACACAUAGACGAAUAUACAUUUGUUCUUGUCUCUCAAAUUGUGGUCAUCAUCGAUAUUGCAAAGGCUCCCUUUGUCCCCAUGGAGAAACAAUUGAUGCAUUCGUUACGAGAUAUUACAGAUAAACGGUUUCCGGGAUUUAUUGGUUCGGUGUACAUCAUGAAUUUUGGUUGGAUGUAUCAAGGAUUGUGGCAAAUGGUGAAACUGAUGUUGAGCGACAAUGCCAAAAGCAAGAUCAAUUUUCCCGGUGUCAAAGAUAUUCUCCAGGCGGUGGCUGCCCAGGAUCUCCUCAUAGAAUUAGGUGGCGUGGAUGAUUUCGAAUGGUCUAUUGAAUCCGAUCAAACACUGCAAAAGUAUGGGCAGGGACUGGUCGUUGAACCGUCGCCGGUACCGUCACCAGUGCCUUCUCCAGUACCGUCAUCAAGUGCGAAAGACGAGGGUGUCAUCGAAACAGUGUACGACGAUUCGGAAGCCGAAUCCGAUGACGUUUUCUUUGAUGCGCGGGAGUCAUCGUCCCAUCGAUCUAGCAUAUUCCAACCUUCACCUGCCAUCUACCCAUCGAUGAGUAUUACGUCGAGUCAUUACGGUACACCGGGUUCAUUGACGCCGAUUACGUAUCACCGACGACCGUCAUUGUCCUGGGCCGUUCCUCAGCAGUUGAUCCAGUCUCCCUAUUAUUGGACAGGCUUACAUAUUGGGGCGAAUUUCUUGACCUCAUUUUUCCAGAAACCGGGCCCCGAUCCUCGUGCGGGAGGCAUUUCUUCCGCGGCUCUUGCCAAUCGAUUGGAAAGGCUAGCUCAUGAGCAAGGCACGCAAACCAUCGAUCUCGAUGAUCCAAGCAAUAUCGACGAUUUAAAUCAUUUCACUGUUCUCGUCCAGCCACCACCUCAUUAUCCUCACUUACUCCCGCCUGAUAAUCCUCAAUCCGCCUAUGCUAUUGCUCCCUUGAAAACCCAUCUCAUACGCUCCGAACAACGGUUGGUCCGCUUUUCACGUCGCCUGUUCCGACUGUCGUUUGCGUAUAAAGGGGCGCUCUACUGGAUCGUACUAUACAUCUUCUUGAGAGGCCCCGUGGAAAACAGUAUGCGGCGGGCUUUGGCCAAAUUGCUGGUGGCCACACCUCAACAAAUCACAUACACCACCAUCGGUGUUACGGCGACACUGGCUGCCGCCUUUGGAUCUACGUUAUCGACCGCCGUCAAUGGUCGUCGGUAAAAACCCUGUACUUUUUUCUUACAAGCAUUGUGCUCCAUGUAUCAUAUAUCAUUUUACUCUUUCUCCCCUCUUGCCACACUUAGUUACCACCCGUAAUAAAUUUUAAACCCUUAUUGCUCCUUUACCUGAA